AUGCUCAGACUACUCCUCAAACUCCUCAGUCUAAUCCUCAGACUCCUCCUCAGAUUAUCCUCAAACUCCUCAGACUACUCCUCAAACUCCUCAGACUACUCCUCAAACUCCUCAGACUACUCCUCAAACUCCUCAGACUACUCCUCAAACUACUCCUCAGACUACUCCUCGGUCUAA
Messenger RNA from Trichomonas vaginalis G3, 177 nucleotides. RefSeq lists its product as uncharacterized. The record is from RefSeq and is a predicted model, not a curated record. Lineage: Eukaryota; Parabasalia; Trichomonadida; Trichomonadidae. Bases 1 to 177 code for a protein of 58 amino acids. The transcript has a single exon.